AUGGGCCGGCGUGCAAACGAUACAAAAAAAGGUGCCGAGGAACCCAAGAAGAGAUCAAAAAAGACCAAGGUCGAGGAGACCAACCCAGAAAGUCCGGUUGUUGCCACGGGCACCGAGAGCAGCUCUGUGAGUGGCAACCUCGCAGUGCCCACAAGUGUGAAGGCCGCUUUGCCACAUUUAUCCAGUGCAGCUGCUGCGGAUGUGAAGGCUCGUGUGGGCAGUGUGACAAUUACUGUUGUCAGGGGGGGUGUUUAUAUGAGGCAGCACUACAAGCCCUUGGCACCCCUUUGCUCAUCUUCUUCGAAGGUGUCAGCAGAAGCAGUGGUAGAGGUAGGCCAGCUCAUCUUGUGCGACGACUUCAAAGGUUCCAGCAGGAACAGCUAUGGAGGCGAUUGGCCUAGCCCCGGUCGCAAGCCCAUCUGUGUGCAAGCCUGCAACAGAAACGGUGAUGGAGGGAAGCUCUUCUUGUUCGGAGCUUUCGGCGGGUAUGGUCGUGGAGGCAACCACUAUCAACCACUCAACUUCGCUGUGCUUGCAUUUGUCGCAGAUCUGGGCAAGCCCAUCUGUGUGCAAGCCUGGAACAGAAACGGUGAUGGAGGUACGAAUGCUCUUGAUGAAGUCUGUCUCUCUUGCAGGCAAGCUCUGCUCCUGCUGAAGCUGCAGCAGGCAAGCCCAUCUGUGUCCAAGCCAGCAGCAGAAACAGUGAUGGAGGCGGAGGUUAGCCCGUCUUCUUCCCCGGCAACGACCGCGCUUUCCACCUCUCGUGGUUCUUUGGUUCAGGCAUGCUAUGAGAUUCACGGUGCUUUGGCAUCUCCAAAGAAGCGAGUUCUGCGGCCGCAGCGAGUUACGCUUGCUGGAGUGAUUGGGGCUCCAGGUGGAGCUGUUCUUCAUCAGCCUGGACACUUGUCUGCUGUUGUCUAUAUGCUAACCGAGAAUGCGAGCCUGCUCAACGAGCACUUUGAUUCAUCCCUGGAGGGCAUUGCUGUGGGUUUUGAGUACGAUGAGAAACGUUUCAAGGAGAAUUGGGCCGCCUAUCUGACCAGCGAGAACAUCACAGAUUCUACACUCCUUGAAACCUACCGUGUGAUUUGCCGAAUCGGACCGCCGCCGCGGUACAUCAAGACACUUCUGGGCUGUGGUGAGGCAGACAACUGCUUAAGUCUGAUGGAAUUUUUUUUGCUCCAUCGGGCAGCUGCAGGUAUGCCCUUGUACAGUGUGAUUGUUCACAACAGCAGCAAUCAGGACCUGCAGGAAUGGCUUGGAGGAAGCAGCCUGCCCGGUCUUGAAGUUCACAGUUGCUCCGUGGUCAACGCUCCCAUUCACUUCCUGUCCCUUGGCACAGCGGAGCGCCGACCGGUGCUGAUAGUGCGAGGCGUCAACGAUGCAGACGUGCAGUUGCUGCUCAGCCACCAGACGUGGAUUUUCAGAGGUGGGCUCCCCAACUGGUCCGGGGGUUGGUUUGACAAAAACCGACAGGAAGUGGAGAAAGGUGCCCCGGGGGCGACCUACAUUCGCUACACACCGGCCAUUCCUGGUAUCCAGAUGGAGGGUUGGUUGCAGGCCAUGGACAAGUAUUGCAUGGAGUACCAGCUGGAAGGCAAGAUUCCGGGCUGCGUUGCCAGUGUAUUGGCUGCUACGCCAUGGCUGAGUUUGAAAAGGAUGUGA
This is a messenger RNA of Cladocopium goreaui, 1665 nucleotides long. The record is from the annotation of a GenBank genome assembly. Lineage: Eukaryota; Dinophyceae; Suessiales; Symbiodiniaceae.